Molecule: messenger RNA, 474 nt
Organism: Suillus bovinus
Lineage: Eukaryota; Fungi; Basidiomycota; Agaricomycetes; Boletales; Suillaceae
Exons: 2
Source: RefSeq, a predicted model, not a curated record
AUUCCUUGUAUCAGCUUUACAGAUCUCAUCGCCAUACCUUUUAGCAUCAAUCAUCACCAGCAUACCAUAGCUGCCCUUGCUGUAGACACUAAUACAAGGUCAAUGAUCACCACAGCAGAAAGUUUCAAAACCUGUCAUCCUACCAUGGUCUCUGUCAUAGGUUCUUCUAUGAAAGGGUGCCGUUGGUGGUUUGGAAGAAAGGAUGAACUUAGUAAGAUGCUCGAUGAAGUAAACUGCUUGUACUGGGGUGGAUCCUUGGUUGGGAUGGCAUAUAUGUUUGUUGAUGAGAUGCUGAAGACUGGUAAAGUGAGCCAGGAUGUUGUGGAUAAUAUACCACGUCUUUGUGUUGUUCAUGCUGCACUGGCUAUCCCCGACAGUCUUGAUGGCAGCCUCAAUGCUAUCUAUCUCGUUGAGAAGAAGAUCCAUGGCAGAUUCAACAAGUAUAUCAAUAACAAUUCUGCUGUUCCCACUGAU